AUGAGCGGUGACGCAGGACUGGUGGGCUAUCUUGUCGAUAGAAUUGCUGCAAAACUGCCUCAUCGUCUAGGAGCCAGUGGUACGCGACUAGAUGACGACGAAGUCGUGCAAACAACACAAGCAACUCUCAUCAAACUCAGCAAGACAACAGCUGGAGUUGUGAUCAACUCACUUCUUGAUCUUCUGGAGGACCUUUCACAACCUUUCGCAAAAAUUGCAACCCAUCCUAGCCAUGUUCUACAGUCCGAGCUCUAUGUUUUGAGUCUUGUAUCAACAUGCUGCUCCGCGAACUGGUCAGCCAGGAAGAAGGACGGAUUCGCUCCUGAGAGGCUGAGCGAGGAGCUUGUAACUCGCCUCUUCGAAGUAUUCAAAUCUGUUCUCGAGCCUAUACCGGAUGAUUACGUACUUCCCGCACAAACGCUCUUGGACCAAACAUCCGUGGCGAAUGUCACAAUUCCACGACCAGGCAGAGGGUCAACAGGCGGUACAGCAAUUCGACUCACGGAUGGCCUCGAGUCUCUGGACUAUCAACUGAUCGAAAUCGACCGACACGUCAAAGUAAUCGUGGAGUUCAUGACUGUCUCGAGCUGGACAUUUACCUUUAACUACAUCCGCACCGUCAUCCACACUGUACGAUCUACCGCUGGGGAUUCUCAUGCAGAUGUGCUCAAAAGUGUCCAGCAGCAUGAACGUGGUGCUCUGAUCGUUUUGAGACUGUUGUCCUUUUGUUGGGUUGACGGGUCGAAGCUCGGACUUCUUAUCCAAGAGCUUUGCUCUAGCUACCUUCAUUUUAGAGGGGCAUAUCAGAACACAGUGGCUGUGGCGAUGCCUCUUCUGAUAACGCGAUGGAUAGACAGAUACCCUGACGAGUUUGUCAUGCUCCAUCGGCUUCACAAGAGGCUGGAUGGUGGUGCUGAUACCUUGUUCGACAUGACGCAAACCGCUACAGAAACAGGCAGACGCAGAGUAUAUCUAUAUCCUCUACAAACGACUUUGCUCUUUUUGAUGCCUGAUAUUUUUGAAGUGGCUAGCAACUUGCGGGAAGCCAAAGGCCACAGCGUGAUCAAGAAGGUCUCUUUCCUCGAUAGUCUGCGAAAAGCUCUCAGGAAUGGAAACGAACAGGCAGGAUACUGUCUUGUUUCUCUUCUUAGAGUUGCCCGCCACUUUGACGUCGAGAGCGACUCGGCACUUGUCAGCUACGCGAUGGACGUACAAGACGAAGUUCGCGAUGCUAUCUUUCGUCCCUCCAUUGCCUCCGCCGCCGCGCUGCCAGUCUGGGAUCAGAGCAUGAUGACUGCAGCACUUGUGAGUCUAUCAUAUCUAAAUCUUGACGGCUGCAUCGACAAUCUUUAUGGCGAUUGUAUAGCAUCAUCUGCACCGGACGGCUCCAAACUCGCCAUGAUUCAGGCCUGUUGCUACUUCGCCCAGCUACCUGAGCCGGGGAAGUAUGCACAGCUCUUUGAGAAAUCUAUACCCCUGAUGAAGAUACAGCUAGAGGCCGAGAAGUACCGUGACGAGGAUAGAGCUAAGGCGAACAUGAUCUGCAGCGUCUUGAAAUUUCUGAGCAUAGACCAGUCACCUAUCAUUGGAGAGCUCUCAGAUCCUACUUCAGAUUCUGUAUUUUUUGAAGGCCUCCUGCUUUGUGCCAUCUCUGCUGAGCCUGCCAUUCGCCAACAGGCUGCCGAAGUUAUCGAGAGGCUGCAUGCCGAUCUUCCGAUUCUGCUGAGUGAAUUUGAUAGCAGAGAAGAGCCGGACAUGCUUAAACUUCGGAGCGUUGUUUGGUACCGCAGCUCCAAUACCCUUCUCAAGCUUAGCGAGCGUCUAGUAGAUGAGAAGGACCAGUCCGCUCUUGCAGAAAUCCAUAGUUAUUUGAAGGAUCGACUGGCUCUUCUCCGAAGGCUUCCUGGACUUUCAAAAAUACAUGGCAGCCCGUCAGAUUUAGUCGCCAGCACAACGAAACUAGAAACCGCUCUUCUGGUAUCUUUGUGCUUACCAGGUAUCGAAGACUGCGAGAUCGCCGCGUCUUGUCUCAACAUAUUCGUGGAAGAGUGUCGAUGGGUGGACAGCCACUCCGAGUCCGCCAGUUCCUGCUGUGCGAUUCUUCGAAACGCUGACACAUUUCAAGAGAUUGCAUCACCAGCUUUUCGAUUGACUGGCCUUGUUGCCUUUCAAAAAAGAACAAGAAGUCUACUUCGGCGUAUUAAGUAUCCGACCUCUGGCAUUGUCCAUGCAUGGGAGGCAGCAUUCGAUGCCUGGAUCUCCCUGGGUAGACAAGUGUCAGUGACAUCAGCCGAUGCAACGGCAGCCACGACUCUCUCGCAAUGGAGAGAUCUGGGCGGCUUUCUCGCCUCAAUCGGAGGCAUUUGCACAGCCCAGCAGGCUCUGACUCUAGAAGAGCCCGCUUUGAAAGCGUUACGGUGGAUAGACAGUCAUCCUACCGGCGACGGCGAGGAGACUCUCUUGGCGCGGUACCUUCGUUUAGGCAUUCAGCUAAUGGGCUGCGCAAACGUAAAAGUGAGAGAGACAAUGCGAGAGAUAUUCGCACAUGAGGUGCCCUCAUGCCUGUACCAGCCGCUCUUCAAGUCUCUGGAGUCUGAAGUAGAGGCCUUUUUCACCGGCGCCUUUGCUCCCGACGCAGAACGAGCGCAGGACAGCGAAAUCGUCUUUGCCGAGCAGGCUGUGUCCCUUUUGAAAGACGUGGUAGAGCGGCUCGAUAGUCCCCAGGACCAUGCGGCCGCUUCGUCUGUACAUUUAGGUUCGCUCACUCUCAGCUUUGCCAAGUUCAUUGCCGAUUGCACCGACACAGCCACAUCGCUGCGCGUCAAAAUUCGGAUCUGCCAGUUGUCAGAAGCAAUUAUGCGCAGGAGAGAGCACCUGAACCUCAGAGAUGAUGUCCUCAUACGCAACCAGCUUCUUGAAUACAUCAUUGGAUGGAUCCGGAACCCUGAGCCUGCUUUGGAACCGAACCGAGGAACAUCUAGGUUGGAAGAGUUGGGUCGUAUGCAGAAGGACCUCACCAGAGCAUGCCUCAAGGCUCUUUGCGACCUCACUUUCAGGUUACCACUACAGACGCAGGAGAUACAAUCAGAUGCCAGCAUGAGCGCGAAGAAGUCGGAGCUGUUUCAGCGCUACUUCAAACGUUUUCUCGACCUUAUUAGCACAGUGCGACCAGACGUCGCUUCUGAAUCAGCAGACGCAUUCUCUAGCUCCGAGAUGGCAAUCACAAUUCUGUCGAAUCUCCUCAGUGCAAACAUUGAUGUCGGCUUGAAGCAUUCACUCUCCCAUGGCUAUCACAACAGCGUCGAAGUCCGAACUGUAUUCAUCAAAGUAUUGUAUAAUAUUCUCACACAGGGGACAGAAUUCAGUAACUUGUCAGAUUCCGCUGUGAGCGAGAGAUAUGAGGAAUUGCUUGGGGUAUGCGGACCGUGCUCGUGUGCUACAACGUCGCUAACCAGCGUGAAAAUGCAGCUUCUUACGAAAGAUCUAUCGCUGGCCGUGUCCAUGAGUGCCAUAUGCCCUAGCGCAGAGAUUGACGAGCUGACCAUUUGCCUCUUGAUCGUUUUCGAACAGAGAGGUCGCACGUUUGAACUCCUGGAAGCUCUCAUCAAAGAAGAAAUAGACCAAACAGAGCACGCCACCGAAAUCUUGAGGAGGAGUUGUGUGGCCACCAAGAUGUUGUCAUUGUAUGCCAAGUGGAAAGGCUUCGAUUAUCUGCAAGAGACGUUGCGCAAGAUUCUGGACAGGCUUAUGAUGACCUCGCAAGAGCUGGAUCUGGAGCUGGAUCCGGCAAGGGUUUCCUCUGCGGAGGAGCUCAAGAAGAACGCCACACAGCUCCAAAUCGUAGCCAAAGUUUUCAUGGACGAUAUCUGUGGCUCGGCCCCGAGCAUACCCGCCCCUUUUCGAAAGAUUUGCAGCAUUAUCCAUGACGCUGUUCUCCCGAGGUUUCCUGAUGCAAAAUACACAGCCGUAGUGGCACCAGAAGCGGAGGGUCUGGUCGACGCGCCGCCACCCAAGGAGCUGCGUCGAGGGCUAUUGCUUAUCGCCAAGGUAAUCCAGAACCUGGCCAACAAUGUUCUGUUUGGCACCAAAGAGCCGUAUAUGUACCCUCUGAAUCGGUUCCUGGUGAAGAAUAUUUCUGUCGUGACCGGCUUUCUUCGCACUAUAUCUGUACCCCCAGUCACACUCGAUAUCGUUGUCACCAAAGAGACGACAGACUUCGGCUCCUGCGUAUCCUUCCACCGUUUUCUGUAUGACCACUGGGACCACCUGCGCCAGACAUUGGUUGCCAAGGAGCGCCGAGAGUAUCUCCGCCUCCAAGACAGCUCGCCGCGCAGCCACUCCCCUGUCUUGGAGCCUUUACGCAACCUCAUUACGAACCUGGGGCCUCCUCCUCUGGCGAUAUCUUGGAACAGACCGCAGAUUGCUCUGAACGGACCGCCGCUGUAUUCGCGUUUCCAGAACUUCAUGCUACGUAACGCCUUCCGCAGCACCGAAUCAUUUCUGACGUCGCGUACCAUCUUCGACGGCGGCAUCACACUGGAUGGCCUGUCGACAAUACUCAUCAUAUUGCGCUAUAGCGAAACGGAGGGUAUUGACCACGAGACACUGCUGCACUGCUUCCUGAAGAUUGCAAGCCGGCUAUGGCAUGAGCCUUUCAGCAUCCUUAUUGAUGCCACUUGCUACAGCGGCAAAAAUGACCCUAAGGAUGAUUUUUUCAAGAUGCUCGAUCUCCUCAUGCCCUACGAGGUGAGGCAGAAUCUUGCUCGUAUCUACAUAUACAACAUGAACAGCGCCUUCAAGCGAUGCUUCCGACGACUGCUGAGGAUUGUGACCAAAAAUGAAUCCAGCGCCUUUCACCCGAAUAACGUCAAGUAUCUGCUGCCCGGAGGCAUGAAAGAAAUGCAGAACCACUUUCUCAUCAGCUCGCUUCAGGUUCCAAAGGAGCACUCCGCAAUCGUUUCCGACGUACGGUACUUUUUCAAACAUGCCACACGCUUAUCUAAAUCGAAGGGCAAAGUGGAUGUCACGAUCAAAGUGGGAAGCCACCACGUGCAGGUGAUGACCAACAAGCACCAGGAAAUCUUCUCCAGCCUGCGGCUGAGCACGACAAUCAACGACAUUUUUCGCCUCAGUGACAUUGACGAAGUGGCGACGGCAAUCCCGAGUGACGAUGGGUUCUCGUUUGGGCUGCGUGCCGACGGCGGACGCAUCGUCAUGUGCUUCACGAGCCCUCAUAAGGCGAGCAUCCUCCAAACCAUCAGAAGCGCCAAGGCCAAAUAUAGCAACGAGAACCGAAUGCACAAGCCUGUGGAGCGGCUCCUUCGGCCGCAGGAUGUUCCCGGUACACUGCUGAACCUGGCGUUUAUGAACCUGUCCAGCCUCGACCAUCAGCUUCGUCUGGCUUCCUACAACCUGCUCGGCGCCCUGUGCAUCACGUUCAAAUUUCGGACAGCCACGCGGCUCGUCUGCUCACGAGACCUCGCAAUUCCCAUCGACCCUACGCGCUUCAUUGUCAACAUUAGCCGAGAGCUCGCCGCUUCAGAGCCCCAGCUCACGUGUGACUUCUUGUCAGAAUUCAUCGCGAGCUGGGAGACAUUUACGGAGGAGCAAAAACCAUUGAGCCUGGCGUAUAUGGCUCCCUGGCUCUCCGGUCUACGGAGAGAUGUGUUGACGGGCGAGAUGGACGGUGAGAAAGGCAAAGAAAAGGUCGCCGCCAUCUUUCGCAAGUUCAUCGAUCUGAUCGCGCUGGACCAAUCUUUGAGCUAUGCGCUGGACCAGUUUGUUUGGCCUUCCCUCAGCCAGGAUGAAGUACUGCUCGACAUCUUUCUCGAGGAAGUCAUGAAGAUGGCCAUCGGGUUUAGCUUGCAGCAGGACCUUGUCAAAAUAGUGGCGUCUACAGCCGCCAACAUUGGCACGGUGACACUGCGUGCGCGGUUUCUUUCAAGACUACGAAAGGCGCUGAACCGCUCCUCACUUCGGCCGACGAAGAAUUUGCCCGACAAUGCGGUCUGGCCAGAGAUUUGCAUCAUGCUGCAAAUAUGUACAUCACUGUCCUUCAGUAGCGGCGUGCAGUCGCAACUCUUCCUACCCGAGAUCUUUCACAUCGUCACCAUGUUGGUGAACACUGGCAGCGCCAACAUCAGAGUCCAGGUGCACAGGCUACUGACCAACACGGUCCACGCUGUUUGCACAUCAUUUAUCCUGGACGAGUCCAAGUUCACCAAGCUUCGCGCGUCCUUGGACGUGCUCUCCGAACCCCGGAGCGGCAUUUUCUCCACGCCGCCGUCUACCAGGAAGGACGUGGCCUCAGUGUCGGUCGCUGGAGACGAGGGGUCUACGCUCCCGGCCAUGGAGAAUCUUGUGGCCAUCCUAUUCGACAUAUGCACCGUGGCAGCGCCGUCAAUCGACACGGCCAACGCCUGGAGGUCGCGCUGGAUGAGCCUGGUCGCGAGCACUGCGUUUCAGAACAACCCGGCUGUGCAGCCUCGCGCUUUUGCCGUCAUGGGAUACCUCGCCAAGGAAGAGGUGGAUGACGAUUUGCUCUACCAGGUCCUGGUCGCGCUGCGCAACAGCGUGAGCCAGUUUGGCGAAGAUGGGCAUAGCGAGAUGCUCACGUCCAUCAUCACUUGCCUGUCUCGGAUGAUGGCCAACCUUCCAUCCGCUUCCCGAUACGGACUGCAGCUGUUCUGGCUGGCCAUGUCCCUUAUCCGCCUCGUGCCAGGCAGCCUGUUCAACUGCACAGCGCAGUUCCUGGAGGCGCUACUGAUCAACAUCGGCAACAUUGGCGGCGUGCGCGGUGACAGGAUGAUUCCGAUGCUACUUCACAGCCGUGGCCAACUCGAGGAGGCCGUGGAGCCGCUGGAUGAGGCUUAUGGCAUUCAUUUCGACGAGGAUAACUUUCACUUUGCCGUGUGUGCAUGUCUGGUCCGUGGUCUGACCGAUAACACAACCCGGCUCGCCGCCGUACGAGUGCUUUGGUCGUUCCUGGAGAUGACGGCGCCGGCCUCGCAGCUUUCAGCCAAGAUCGUUCACACCAUGGUCGACUCACCCUAUCUGGCGCUCAUGCUCGCUCGCUGCGUCGACCAAGAUAAUUUCCGCGACAAUAUGUGGCUGGCGGGCAUUAACCCGGAUGGCAUCAGCGAUAUGCUGGAGGGCAGCCGGCGGCGCCACGCCGACGUCAUGGAGGAUCGAGACUUGCUCCUGAUAUCCGCGAUCGAGCUGGUGGGUUUCCAGUAUCUGGAAGAUACCAUACAGGCGAGGACAUUGCUGUGGCUCAAUGAACUGGCGCUGUCAAGACGGACCGUCUUUGCCUACUUAUGCGGCGCGAUGCCUUCCAUUCUCAAUUAUGUGCUCAUGCACGGGCAGGAUUCUGCGGCUCUGGAGGCGGCGCACACACUUGUGCGAACGCUCACGUCGGAGAGGGAGUAUGCGAACGCUACGGGAUCCAUGGAGUCGCUGGAGGAGGCACUGGACGAGAUGGGCUUCAGCGGCUUGUGGAAAGCCUCAUUCCAGGAUAUGGCAGAAGAGAACAGAGCCUAUUGCUUCGAACUGACGGAGAAGUUGAUCGAGGCAAGUAUCUUGUCCCGCUGUCACGAGGCGGGCACUGUUAGUGGGUAG
Messenger RNA from Beauveria bassiana ARSEF 2860, 7617 nucleotides. Its product is annotated as GTPase-activator protein for Ras-like GTPase. The transcript is spliced from 15 exons. Bases 1 to 7617 code for a protein of 2538 amino acids. Gene Ontology annotation, biological process: regulation of GTPase activity. Lineage: Eukaryota; Fungi; Ascomycota; Sordariomycetes; Hypocreales; Cordycipitaceae. The record is from RefSeq and is a predicted model, not a curated record.